Pseudocercospora fijiensis CIRAD86 is the source of this 306-nucleotide messenger RNA. RefSeq lists its product as uncharacterized. The transcript has 4 exons. Bases 1 to 306 code for a protein of 101 amino acids. NCBI's taxonomy places the organism in Eukaryota, Fungi, Ascomycota, Dothideomycetes, Mycosphaerellales, Mycosphaerellaceae. The record is from RefSeq and is a predicted model, not a curated record.
AUGAACGCCUCGAGCUUCCCGGAUUGCGCCUACCUAGCCUUCGACCCCUCUAGACCUAGUCCACUCAGGCCCGACAGCGUUCGAUCAUACGCGCCAGACACGGGAAACUACUGGUGGAGGAAACGCGUUACACUCAAACGAGACACUACAACAGCUAGCCUUGGGACUACUUGCCAGCACGACAUCACAGCCCGUCCUGCCUACCAUGUGACCGAGGUAGUGCGAACAAGAGUUGCCAUUGUCACAAUUCGUCGUCGAGUCGGCUGUCCGACGCUCCGUCAUAUCAUAUGUCUGAGCCUACUCUGA